Messenger RNA from Brassica napus (rape), 2220 nucleotides. RefSeq names its product NAC domain-containing protein 16-like. The record is from RefSeq and is a predicted model, not a curated record. The coding region runs from base 259 to 2010 and encodes 583 amino acids. Gene Ontology annotation, molecular function: DNA binding. The transcript is spliced from 5 exons. Gene Ontology annotation, biological process: regulation of DNA-templated transcription. Lineage: Eukaryota; Viridiplantae; Streptophyta; Magnoliopsida; Brassicales; Brassicaceae.
UAAGUAUUAUCGCCUCUUUGACCGGACCAAACAAAAUAUAUCCCUCGCCGAUCAAAAACCCUAGAAGUUUAGUUCUCGCCUCUUGUUUCUUAAGAUCGUGCCUGUGUUAUGUAGGUUUGAUUCGCUCUCUCCACUUUAAUCGUGAGAGGAGAAGAGAGGAAGGAGAUCACGUUUGUUCUGUUCUGUAUAACGGUUUGCUUCUCGUUGACCCGUAUCGAUUCUUUUUGUUUGGGCUGAAAGACAGAUUCUUUGUCGGAGAUGGCGAAUUCGUGUUUGAAAGGAGGUCGAUUCAGCGCACCAGGGUUCCGGUUUCACCCUACGGAUGAGGAGCUGGUGGUGUAUUAUCUGAAGAGGAAGAUCUGUGGGAGAAAGCUUAGGAUCAACGCCAUCGGUGUCGUUGAUGUCUACAAAGUGGAUCCUACCGAGUUGCCUGGUCUGUCGGUAUUGAAGUCUGGAGAUCGGCAGUGGUUCUACUUCACUCCAAGGAACAGGAAGUAUCCAAACGCAGCUAGGUCGAGUAGAGGCACUGCAACUGGGUAUUGGAAGGCUACAGGGAAGGAUAGAAUCAUAGUGUACAACUCAAGAUCGGUAGGACUCAAAAAGACUCUUGUUUUCUAUAGAGGUCGUGCACCUAAUGGUGAGCGUACUGACUGGGUGAUGCACGAGUACACCAUGGAUGAAGAAGAACUCGGCAGAUGUAAGAACGCCAAGGAGUAUUAUGCUCUUUAUAAGCUGUACAAGAAAAGUGGGGCUGGUCCCAAGAACGGUGAAGAGUAUGGUGCUCCGUUCCAAGAAGAAGAAUGGGUCGAUGAUGAUGAUGAUGAUGAUGAUGAUGAUAGAGAAGAUGCAGAUAAUGUUACUGUGCCGGAUGAUCAUGUGGUCCGUUACGAGAAUAACCCUCGUGUGGAUGAUGGUGUUUUUUGCAAUCCUGUCGAUGUUCGGUCAGAUGAUUUCAACAAGCUUCUCAACGAGAUCCCAUAUGCACCAGGGCUUGCUCCAAGACAAAUGAACGACCUUUCUGGUGUUAUGCAGGUUAAUAACGAAGAAGAGAUACAGAGCACGUUGCUGAAUAAUUCUUCUGGUGAGUUUCUUGCCCCCUCGGAAGUCGGAAUGUUCUUGCCAAAUUACCAGCCAAACAGCAUGCACUCGAGCUAUCAGUCCCAUGCAGCAAACUCAUUUGAUGCUACUGAGGUCAAGUCAGCUUUUAAUGCAUCUGGUAUGGCACCUUUUCUGUUUGAGAAGGAGGAUUACAUUGAAAUGGAUGAUCUUCUCACCCCUGAACAAGGAGCUGCUUCAGUUGAGAAGCCUGCACAGUUCUUGAACCCCGGUGAAUAUGAACACUUUAAUGACUAUGACCAAUUGUUCCAUGACGUCUCCAUGUCUUUCGAUUUAGAACCUGUGUUUCAGGGAACUUCCGCAGAUCUGACUUCUCUGAGUAAUUUUGCUAACGACGGAAGGCAGCACUUCCUUUAUCAACAACAGUUUCAGAACCAGACCCUUGAGAGUCAGGCCAACAUCUUCAUGGAUCCUAACCCAAAUGUCAAUCAAUUUAUUGACGAUAUGUGGUUUAAAGAUGCUCAGGCUGAUCUCUAUGAUCAAACACAAUCUUCUUCUCUAGCGUUUGCUUCACCUUCAUCAGGUGUGAUGCCUGAAUCCAAGAACCCUGUUAUGAGUGUUAAUGCCCAAGAGCAGGAAUGCCAAAAUGGUAGUGAAACAAGGACUCAGUUCUCCUCAGCUAUGUGGGCCUUGCUGGAAUCAAUACCUUCAACACCAGCCUCUGCCUGUGAGGGUCCACUUAAUAGGACCUUUGUGCGUAUGUCUAGCUUGAGCCGAAUCAGGUUCAAUGCGACGUCAGUGACUACUAGCAAAGUUACCGCAGCAAAGAAGGGUAUCGGAAACAGAGGUUUUCUUCUCUUAUCAGUUGUGGGUGCUUUGUGUGCCAUCUUCUGGGUGUUCAUCAUAGCUACAGUUGGAGUCCAGGGGAGACAUCGUGACCUAAACUUAAGUUAGAAGAAAACAUGAUGCGCAUUUAGUGGUCAUGGAGUUGACGUAUGAUUGAGUCUUUGAUUAUGUAUAGAGUUUGAAAGAGUUGCGAAAAAUAACUCUUAACUAAAGGGUUUCUUCUCUUCUUCCUUAUUUAUGCUGAAUCACAAAUUAAUCAUAAUAUGUAGCGUAGCUUCAUUAGAUGCAUAAUAAGAAAAGUCAUUUUUGCAUUCGAAA